AAUUGAGUGACAAUAUUUCCAUCGAUUCGGCGACGCACGCACGCACGCCGCUGUCAAACGUUGCGAAGGAAACAAAAUAGCAACAGUAUUCGCGUAAUCUCAAUUGAAUUAAAAUGAAGAAACAAGCGGGUCAGAUGUUUAAUGACCCGGUUAUGGUGUCGCGGGUCAAGAACUACCUCGCGGAAAAUGUGGACAAGACCUUCGUUGACGUCCGACAAAUGGCGCACACUCUGAAGGAACGAUAUCGUGAAUACGCUAGUAGAAGCGACAGCGCUUUCCGUAAAAGCGUCGGCGGUGCCUACAAGAUGGUUCUACAGAGCUACGGUCUCGACGACGCGUUUACGUCCGAAGGCUCCGAGGAGGAAUCCGAUUUGGAGUUGCUAGACGAAAACAACAGUGCGCUCAACAGCCGUCUACUACAAAUGUACAAAAUGCAAGACAAGAAGCGGCCGGCAGUAACAGGGACCCGCAAUAGCGGCAAGUCCGGCGAACCCAUCGACAUUCUGAGCAGCGACGAGGACGGCUCCGCGGCGCCCAAGUUGCCGAAAAUCAGCGACCAAAUCACAAUAACACCACACAUCCCCACCCGCAAGUCGAACAGCGCGGCGGCCGGCGACUCUCCGCGGCCGCAACAGAACCAAAAUAGUUCUAAAAAACGUAAACCAGAGGUCAAUAAACCUGCAGUACAAAAAACAAAGUCUGAGAUUGGCACAUUGAAGAAUGUAAAGGUUAGUUUCGAGGACAUAGGCGGUAUAUCAGAUAUUAUAACGCAAAUUUGUGAUCUUGUCCUGCAUAUGAAACAUCCAGAAGUGUAUAAAGAGUUGGGUAUCAAGUCACCUAGAGGAGCAUUGCUCCAUGGUCCACCUGGGACGGGAAAGACCUUACUAGCACAUGCUAUUGCUGGUAAAUUGCAAUUGCCAUUAGUUGCUGUGUCUGGCACAGAGUUAGUUGGGGGCAUGUCUGGAGAAUCUGAAGAAAGAAUCCGGGAACUCUUUGAAAGAGCUAUUUCUUGUGCACCAAGUUUAUUAUUCAUAGAUGAGAUAGAUGCCAUAUGUGGUAACAGAAUACAUGCUCAGAAAGACAUGGAAAAGCGAAUGGUAGCUCAGUUACUUGCUAGCUUAGAUAAUUUGGGUGAAAUCAAUGCUCCGAUCUUAGUUCUUGCUGCCACUAACAACCCGGAUACCUUAGAUCCUGCUUUGAGAAGAGCUGGGCGUCUUGAACAAGAAAUAACUUUAGGCAUACCCACAUUAAAGGCUAGAAAAGAAAUCCUUGGUAUAUUAUGUAAGAACAUGACGCUCGGCAAUGACAUUGAUGUCAACCAUCUAGCUCAAAUCACACCUGGGUUUGUUGGUGCUGAUCUGCAAGCACUUGUGAAUAAAGCAAGCACUUACGCUGUAAAGAGAAUUUUUAUAGAAAUUCGUGCAGCAGAGGAUGAAGAGAUUGCAAAAGAAGAGGAAAAAGAAAAAAACAAGGCCAGAGAAGAAGCAGCGGCUGCUGCCGCCGCCACUGCUAUUCCUAAUGGAGAGAAUGAGGGGGAGGAGCCUGCAGCAGAAGAAAAGCCAGAAGAACCAACUGAAGCUGAGCCAAAACCAGAAAAUGCAGAAGCGACUACCCAAGAAGUCAAUGGCGAUGUUAUUGCUGUUGAACCUACCCAGCCGCCUGAAGAAACUGUCAAAGUUAAACAACCUCUAGACCCAAUGGCUGAAGUGCUGAGUCUGCUAGAAGAUAACAUGCCAUACACAAGUGAUGAGUUAGCUGGAGUUUGCAUAAGGCAAGAGGACUUCCUUAAGGCACUGAAAACAACUAAGCCGUGUGCUGUAAGAGAAGGUAUUGUUACCGUUCCAGAUGUGUCUUGGGAGGAUGUAGGAUCGCUGAAUCAAGUUCGCAAAGAUUUGCAGCUGGCAGUGUUGGCACCAGUGAAGUAUCCUGAACAGCUGAAGAAGCUAGGUUUAUCUGCGCCUAGUGGGGUUUUGCUUUGUGGCCCGCCAGGUUGUGGAAAAACUUUGCUAGCUAAAGCUGUGGCUAAUGAAGCCGGAGUGAACUUUAUCUCUGUGAAAGGGCCAGAGCUACUGAAUAUGUAUGUGGGUGAGAGUGAGAGGGCAGUCCGCACGUGCUUCAGACGAGCUCGGAAUUCUGCUCCCUGCGUAAUUUUCUUCGACGAGUUUGACGCGCUCUGCCCAAGGAGGAGUUCGCACGACAAUAAUGGUGCGGCGCGAGUUGUCAACCAGCUGCUCACCGAAAUGGACGGUAUUGAGAGCCGCGAAGGGGUGUUCGUGCUUGCUGCAUCUAACAGACCUGACAUCAUAGAUCCGGCAGUGCUGCGACCGGGCCGCUUAGACCGUGUCAUGUACGUUGGAAUGCCGGCUAGAGAAGACAGAGUUGACAUCCUACAGAAACUAACCAAAAACGGCACUGAGCCUCAGUUAGGUCCGGAUGUAGAUUUGACAGUGGUUGCUGGUUUGACUGAAGGCUACACAGGCGCUGAUCUAGCUGGCUUGGUGAAAGCGGCCGCUACUAAUUCUCUCACGACUCACAUUUCAAACGGUACCCUAGAUGGCGAGAUAUACGUAACGUUCGAGGACUUCCGAAUGGCCUUGUCUAAGUGCAAACCGUCUGUGUCACCAAAGGAGCAGUUACAUUACGAGAAACUGCGAUUGAAAUAUGCUUCUGGGCCCGAUGAGAAGGACAUGGAGAUGGAAACUGAACCGACGAACGAAGAGUCCAUGGACACCGUGUGAGAAUCGUUCAGACGUUGGAUAUUACAGACUUAGUAGUCUCCUUUAAGCCCCUUAGAAAACUUUGGUGUGCCAAGUUGAUUUUAAUUGCAUCAUUAUUUUAUUUGGUCUUCAGUUCCUUACUUCAUUAAGUGUUCUUUAGUAGAUUUAAGAUGUACCUAUCCACCUAAAGGUGCGUUUAAACGGGCCCUUUUACA
Molecule: messenger RNA, 2932 nt
Organism: Cydia amplana
Lineage: Eukaryota; Metazoa; Arthropoda; Insecta; Lepidoptera; Tortricidae
Gene: smid
Exons: 1
Coding region: 114-2738 (874 amino acids)
Biological process (GO): ribosome biogenesis
Cellular component (GO): nucleus
Molecular function (GO): ATP binding; ATP hydrolysis activity; preribosome binding
Source: RefSeq, a predicted model, not a curated record